AUGCUUAUGUACCCACGUAAGGGUCUCAUCACCGAUCCACUCAAUCCAGAGGAUAUCAUCAUACAAGACGAUCAGUUUCCCGAGUUCUUCGAGAGCUCCCUUCAGUACCAACAGCACCAGCACCAGCAACAAGAAGACCAACAGUCCCAGGCCUACCUGCAAGCUCCUUUCGACUUCCAGCCCAACCACUUGAAUCGCCUUCAUCACCUCGGCCAGUUCGCCUCUCCGCCCUCCUCCGCCCCUUCUUCCCCCACCUUCUCCUCCCCCACCUUCUCUAUCCCCUAUCCUCCGGCGACGGCGACCGACAGUCAGUCUUACGGGGCUCCUUCAAUGACCCCCGCGUCCUCCUACAACCCGUCCUUUGACAUUCAGGGUUCCGCCUCGCCUGCUUCACAAUACCUCCCCCAAUAUCACUCUUCAUACUAUACGCCCAUGUUGGCUCAACAACCCAUUGCCAGCAACCAAGGUUGGGAUAACAACCUGCAGCUGCUGAGCCCCGCCCGCAUUGCCUUCCCUCAGAAGGCCUCCCCCGGCUCUGCCUCUUCUCGCUCAGCGCACUCGCACUCCAUCUCCCCGAACGGUCACCAACGAUCCCACAGCUCAUCCAAGCCGCUGCCCACACCUGUGCAAACACCGAUUCAGAACUCUUUUCUGGCCGCACCCUUCCAGACUUACGACCCAUUGACCCAAGAUGGGAGUGUGGAGGUGGAGUCUGUGAUGAGAAAGGCCAUUCUGGAUCAACAGCAGAAGCACCAGCAAUCUCCCCCGCAGCAGCAACAGAGUGACUACUCCCUGGCCCCCUCGGUGUCGACGGUGAGCCAUAACUCGCCCGUGACCCCCCAGACCAGCCUGGAUGAGCUCGACGAGUCCAAGGCGAUGACCACUGGUGAGAACCGAGUUCCUGCUCUCUUCUGGCCCCUGGAUGACUACUUACCCUGCGAUGUGCUUCCAGAUUACAACAGCAACAACAGUGGCAUGAUCGGUAUUCCCAAGCUAAAUCGCACCAUUUCCGACAUUUACCAAGACGAACUCUACCAGCCCACGAUCAUGGCGGCUCCCCAGAUGCAGAAGCCAAUGGGCCAGAAUCUCCUGGCCCCGCGAAAUGUCAUCGCCGACCGCCUGCAAGCCGCCAACCAAGGCCACAUGUCCGCUCGAUCAGGAUCGCCUGCGAUGGGCAUGCGUCGGGAUCGCUCCCCCUUCCGCCAAAACUCUCCGUUUGCUGCCGACCUGAGCCAAAUGGCCACCAGUGUCCCCAUGCCGCAGAACGUCAUGAGCAUGGCCUCCUCGGCCGCCCCUCAGACUGACCUCAAGACUAUGUCUCCUAAGGACGCCCUCCUGGAUUUGGACGAAAGUGCUGAUACUGCGAUGCCCACCAUGUUCCCUCCUCAGGGCGACUUCAACCUGGGGGAUGCUCUGGGACUCCGCCGUGAGAGCUCAGGCUCUAUGCGCCCCUCGCAGGCUAUGUCCUCCAUGGAGGCUUUCCCCAGCCAAUACGCGACGACGGUGCCCCAAGCGGCCACCCUCAACUUCCAGCGCCCGCAAGCCAACUUGCUCCAGCAGACCCCCGACUUCCCGGCCUCGCUGUCCCGGUUGGAAUCGACCGGCAGCGACCUACAGUCGGGUGAGUUGACCCCGCAAGGCAAGGUUUCCGUGCCGGACGUGCUUGCUCGCCCCAGCAACACCUCCUCGGAUGCUGGCACCUACACUUGCACCUAUCACGGCUGCACACUCCGAUUUGAGACCCCGGCCAAGCUCCAGCGCCACAAGCGGGAGGCACAUCGUCAGACCACCCCUGGUGGUCAUUUGAUUACUCGCGAUACCUCGCUGCGCAAUUCGCAGGCUGGCCCGCACCGCUGCGAGCGCAUCAACCCCUCUACUGGAAAGCCCUGCAAUUCGAUCUUCUCCCGGCCCUACGAUUUGACUCGCCAUGAGGAUACGAUCCACAAUGCGCGCAAGCAGAAGGUCCGCUGCCAUCUGUGCACGGAAGAAAAGACAUUUAGCCGCAACGAUGCGCUGACGCGACACAUGCGAGUGGUUCAUCCGGAAGUUGAUUGGCCAGGCAAGCAGCGUCGCCGGGGAAGAGACUGA
Molecule: messenger RNA, 2088 nt
Organism: Penicillium macrosclerotiorum
Lineage: Eukaryota; Fungi; Ascomycota; Eurotiomycetes; Eurotiales; Aspergillaceae
Product: stress-regulated transcription factor RPN4
Exons: 1
Coding region: 1-2088 (695 amino acids)
Biological process (GO): regulation of transcription by RNA polymerase II
Cellular component (GO): nucleus
Source: RefSeq, a predicted model, not a curated record